UUAUCCCACUUUGGAUACUUCGGGGCCAUUACUCUGCCAUGAACAAUUUUACCCUGUGACUUGAGCAUAUGUUACAUGGAUGACAGUUGCCAAAAAGACCGCAGUGUUCACAAUGCCUCCCCAAACCUUUUGCUCUUUAUCUGAAACACUUUUUGGAAACUAAAUUCUCCUUUUACGUGAAAAUCGGAAACCUUUCAAAUGAAUCCAUACAAAGAUUUUCAUUCAACCACAUUUAUACAGAUUAAAGGUGACUGCAUACAAUAAAGGGAAAGUAUCCUAAAAUCAAUACAGUCAUGGUAAAUUCAUGGAUAACGACUGUGUGUAAGUAGGCCUACUGUCAAAGACGAUAUGCGUUGUCCCCGGGGCCAAACACAAUGCUAAGGACAAGGGAUGGAGCAGCUCACAUGAUUAAGUUGUGACUGUCUUCUGAGGCUGUGGGUGUGUGAAUGUGUGUCUUUUUUUUCAUCGAUGAGAGAGCGAGUGUCUCACUAGCCUCAUUGUCCUUCAUGUUAGGCUGAUGAGAAGCACCAGUCCGUGGGCUGGCUUCCUCCUGGACGGGCUCUGGUUUAUCAUCUGGAGUACGGACCUCUGCUGAACGAGGAGCCGCGGCUGGGCCCUGAAAAUGGGAAGCUGAAAAUUAGGCUGUGAAUAAAGUAUAAAGAAACCCUUCAGAGCGCCUACAGGGACAGAUGCAUUGUGGAGUUAAAACCAAAAGAAGUUCUUUUGCCAUUGUGCGUCUGGAAUAUCAACCAUUGACUCUAAAUGGGUUCUGCCUUCAUGAAGUUCUGCUGCUGCUGCUGCAUCACCAGUGACAACGACGAUGAGGAUGACGAAAAGCAGCCUUUACUACCUCCGGAUCCGUUGGAGUAUUUUAACCGUGAAGUCCAGAAGCGUCGUGAUGAGGAGACCAACCUGUGGAGUGAGCCAGGAGACCCCAGCCACUCAGAGAGAAAAGAUGACCGGGUGCUUUACAGCCUGCUGCAGGCCAGAAACAAGACCCCCAUGGGAUCCACAGGCUAUCGGCGACUAAGUGUUGACAUUGAGGCCAUGAGAGAUACUCGUCGGGAAGUCAGAGACAAAUGGAAGCAAAUCCUGGAGAACUUAGGUUUCAUGGCAGAGGCAGACUCGCUGCUGACGGUGUCAGCUGGAGCCUCACAUGACCGUAUGCGUAACGCCCCUGCAGCACGUGAAUUGCUUCAUACACUCCACACUGAGACUUCCCUCUUCAGCAGCAGGCAGCCCCCUCCAGAAAGAUAUCUACUAAUCCUGGAUCGUCUCCUCUAUCUAGAUAUUGCAGAAGAUUUUCUGGCUAAGGCAAAGCGCUUCUAUCCUCCGACGGAUAAUUCUGAAGAGGAUGAGCCGGGCCUUGCUAUAAACCUGCCGCUGCUGCUGGCCAGAGUAGAGGCCUCCAUGAACGGAAAAGGCAAUGAAGAAGAAAGUGAGGACGACAGCGGAGGAGAAGGAAACUUGAGUGACAGAUCUUGAGAUCUACUGGCUGCAGUAAUAAUAGACACAAGGCAGGGGGCAGUAGCCAUCAACCUUGAAGACCAGGAUAACAGAAAUGCAUAGCUCAAACCAUCAAGUGUCUUUUGCUGCUUCUUGGCAGUUUUAGGCUGAACAAUUUCUAGUUUCUCACCAAUUUUGCAGCUCGAGUCUUAGUGGGCUUUCUCGUGUUGAAAUCUUAUGUUGCUUUGCUGAUUUUCUGGUUAAUUUUACUGUGGUGUUCCAUGUCCGUGUCUUGUUUUUCCAUCUACCAGUGUUUAUUAGGAUCUUAGCUUGCUCAUUGUUUAGCUGUUGCGAAGCUUCAGGGUAGAGACGUUCCUUUUAGCAGAGCCUCUUUAUAUUUUGUCCUAUGAUUAUCAGCCCACAUUUUAUUCAAUCACAUGAUCGGUUACAACACUGAAUAAAUAGCCCACUAAACUGCUGUCAGAUUUUCUUAAGUUUCACAAGAAUUUAUAUUUGUGUAAUUGUAAAGUCUGCAUUUGGCUCAUAAAAUGUUGGAAAGAUAGCAGAUGGAAGUACAUUAUGUAAGACAUUUUGCAUCGGUUGUGUAUGUGUCUUGUGUGACUUUGAGGUAAUGCACAGGGGUGUUUUUUCCCCUCCAGCAAUUUACUGAAAAUGUGAAAGCCAUUUGAAAGUUUGUGCAUGUGAUCACAUGUCCAGUUUAUGAUUAAAUAAAGUUCCAGCCUGAAGCCUG
Messenger RNA from Eleginops maclovinus (Patagonian blennie), 2197 nucleotides. It is a transcript of the gene mreg, whose product is annotated as melanoregulin. The transcript is spliced from 6 exons. Gene Ontology annotation, cellular component: melanosome. Bases 763 to 1485 code for a protein of 240 amino acids. The record is from RefSeq and is a predicted model, not a curated record. Lineage: Eukaryota; Metazoa; Chordata; Actinopteri; Perciformes; Eleginopidae. Gene Ontology annotation, biological process: melanosome transport.